GUUGGUUGGUUGGUUGGUUAAACUUGCAUGUGUCUCAUAGGACCACUACUCGCACUCGUUAACAUAUCUCCUCUCUCAUCCUCUCAUAGUCUCUCCUCUUACUUACUUACUCUAAUAUAUUCUAGAAUUUAGUGCUUAUCAUUAUCAUUGGACAUUGCGAAUCACCUAUUUUUUAAGUUUUUUAUUGCACCCCGAACAGUCCGAAUUACGACAAAGUGCGUCCCGACAAAGCUGGAUUGUUGGAAUGAAGGGAAAAUUAGUGAAGAAAUUGUGAUACCUGUGUGCAAAAUAAGUUGGUUUAAAUCAAAUAUUUUAUAAGACAAACCCAAAAAGAACGGGUUUGCUUAAUGCAAUCGAGAUUGGAAUGCGGACGGAUUGUGUGUGUGUGUGUCUUCUUAACGCAGUAGCAGCAGCAAUGUGAGAAAUGAAACGAUUUGCGUCACUCACUCUUGCACUAAUUUAAUUGAGCCCGUCCUUCAUCUCAAGAUAAGAGGAAGAAGCUAAUAAAAAAACCACCUCAAACUUUAUAGCACACGAUAAUAAAUACGAAAGACGAAACAAGACGACAAACAUUAAACAGAAAUCGGCACCAGUAAUAAACCUUAUUUAUUAGUCGAUGCACAUGCUACGAAUCGAAAUUGAGACAAGACUACUACGUAAAAAAAUAAGUGAAGUUCAAAGUGUGUAGAAAAUGGACCACAUUCUCAUCUCUUCUACGGAAGAACUCAGUGCGGAAGACCGAUUACUGCUGGCUUCUUCGAAACGCCAAGAACCUCAGGGCGAGGAGCAUGCCGGGUCUGGCGAGAAGGACGCGCACACCAAUGGUGGCCAAGCCUUAACCAGAACGAAGAACAUUAGCAGCAAACAGCAGCAGCAGUUGGCUUUGUCGUCGUCGUCGUCAUCUUGUGAGGAUGACUCCUCCGACGAUGAUGGGAUCGUCUACCAGAAUGUGGGGAUGAUGGUGGGGACGACGGCGUCCAACUCGAAUUCACUCUCGUCGAAUAGGUCCCACGGAGGGAGGAAUGGUGGUGGUGGUGGGGGGUGCAACCUGAGCUUAGACUCCAAUUCUCACUCUGCUUAUAAUACGCUCAUCAUUCACCAUAAUAAUGGGAGUCUCCUAGCUGACACGUGGAUACCAGCCAGUCACGAAUUCACCUCCCUCGCCACAGGAAGUAAUCGAAAUUCGACGUGUUCCUCCUCCACUCCAGCCAACAGUAGAAAGUCACAGUCCCCUUCGAGAGAGAUGGGUCACAAUGGUCACGGGGACGCCAGAACAACGACAGGUCAACAUAACCCAUCCAACUCUUUGGGCGUCUUUGACUACGAAGCCCUUCUGGGGGAGGCUGGUCUCAAGAGUAACGAAUUAUCAGAUAUUCCUCGCGACUAUUUGAACCAAUUGACUGUACUGAAGCACCUCGCGAAAGAAGUUCAACAAGACCCGAUUAGCGACCCACCCAACUCAAAACUCCUCCGAUCUGCCAGUUUCUCCCGGUCGCAACCCGACCUGACGCAGUCCUUGACGAGUGGCGGUGGGGUUGUCGGCGUGGUUCCGGGGGCCAGUUCGAAUCACAGCUAUUACUACGCUCCUCCCCACCCGGUCGUCCAGUAUCCUCAUUAUCCUGCCCAGCUACACCCACCCUCGCGAACAAAGCUGUCCAAACAACAGAGGGGAGAAACAAAUUCGCCGCAGCGGAGUCAACAGGGUGACACCGACGAGGCCGGCGUGCCUUCAACUUCCGUCCAAAUGUUGGAGAUUCUCAUGCGUGAAAACUCAAACCUCAGGGCCGAGUUGGCCAAUGCUAGGGCUAGGAUUCAGACUAUCCAUAAGUUGGAAUCCGAACUAACUCGCCUCCAGAGGCAGCACGCGUCCCUGUUCGAAUCCGCCGAGAGGAGAGAAAGUCUCGAACGGACGGCGAGGGUAAAACUGAGCACGGAAGUGAAGAGAUUGACAGCUGUAAAUCGGGAACUGCUCUCCUCCUCAAACUCUCUCCAGAACUUGUCGUCAUACUCGCUCGGGUCAGAUGUGGACAUUUACAGGAAGGAAUUGGCCAAAAAGGAUGUCACCAUUGCUCAACUCAUUUCUCAAAACAAAGAAGUAGCGGCAACAAAGGAUCGACAAGAGAUUGAACUCGCGGCACAAAGAGCGACUCUGGAAGAACAGAGGACUCAUAUUGAUAUUCUCGACAGUGCUUUAACGACAGCUCAAGGAAACGUUGUCCGAUUGGAAGAAGAGUGCCGUCGAAACCAAGACUAUGCCGAAAAAGUGUCUCAACUCCAAAGAGCAUUAUCCUCCCUGCAAGUUUACAACGAGAAACGUGAACAGUCCGAGAAGAAAUUGAGAUCACAACAAGAGUCUGAAAUAACCGAUUUAAAACUACAAUUAGCAUCCAAAAAUGCCAAAAGUAAUCUCAACAAUACACGUGCCAAUAAUAACAAUGCGUCCAACAAUGCCAACACUAAUACAAAUAAUAAUGCACCAUCACAAAUAAACUCACGCACCGCUCCACCCCCGUAUCCCGGACCUAGCAGUGGCAGCAAUUCUACGUCAAAUUCUAACCAAAAUUUACACUUCUCAAACCAAGCCCUACACCAGACCGACAUUGCGCCAGACUUGCAGUGUUUGCAGGAAAAGUUGCGCCUCUCGGAGGACAAGAUUUCUUCGUUGACAUCCGUCGUGCAACGCUGGGAGCAUUUUUUCUCCUUGGAAUCUCAACACCCCGAGAAAACGCCGACGCCCUCGGGAACGACGCCAAACACGCCGAACUCGUGGUCUUCUCGGGGAGGUACGCCACACUUCAAUUUUGGUGGGGGAGGUGGAGGUGGGGGAAAUUGUGGGACAAGUUCGGGUUGUUCGUCCAACGGAGCUUUGGACGAUUUGCCAUCCACGCAACAUAGAGCGUGUGAUUUGGAGUGGAAAAUUAAGGAUUUAGAAUCUCGUCUUGUGGAAAAGGAUAACAUGUUGAGGGCAUUGAAUACGAUGAAUGUGCAACAAGGUCAACAGCAAGGUCAGGGGUAUAAUAUCUACUCGACGCCGGCAUACAGUCCAUACGUUCCGACAGGUUUCCGAGAGUCACCCUCCUACACGGCCGCAUCAAUGAUGCACCAACACCAAAAAUCGCAACAGCAACAACAGCAAGUCAACCACCAAGUUUCCGUCAGCCUGGCCUCCAUGAUGGAUCGUUCCCGAUCUUACGGCGUGGGCGUGGACCCGCUCCUUUUUUACGAGAAGGUCGGAAAGUGCGACAGUGAGCCACCUUCGUAUGCAAACCUCCCACCCAAACUCCGACUCGGUGGGAGUGGUUCCAGUCUCGCCAAAAAUUCGAACGAGUCCUUAGGAUCUGCGGGGCAUGGGAUGUCCAACAACGCGUCCGAACCAGAGUCAGUCUCCUCAUCGGAUGGCGGUGGGGGCGGAAGUAAUCCGAAAAGUAUUGAUGAGCAAUUGAAGGAACUGAAUACCCAGCUGCUAUCCAAGGGAGCGGUUUCGUCCGGGUUAAAAAUGCAAUCUUCAGGCCUCUGCUGUAUUCCAGGAUUCGCUAAUCCAAGCUUUGCAACGAGAAAAGGAAAAGUACCCCAAUCACUAUUGGAAGGUGUGAUGUCCACCAAUCCCGUAACCACCGACGCCAACGGCAACAACUUAUCCACCCUGCCAACGAAUAACCAACCACCGAACUCUUCUUCAAUGUUGUCCUCUCCAACGAAAAAGUCUGUCCUGCUACCCCCACUGCCACGACCGCCACUCCUCCAGUCUACGCCUCACCAGCUAAAAUCCUCCGGAACCAGUAGGACCAGUUCGGGUCCGCCCUUCCUUUGCGACGACCAAGAUGCGAGUGACGUUUCUGGAAACGUGCUCCAUUCAAACUUGUUAUCAAAUUCGGUCGACUCCGUCCUCGCCGAGUCGCCAGGAUCUUUCCGAGCCUCCAAAUUGGGCGGCGGUGGUCCCAACAUCUUCACCCCCGUCGCGGUCAAAGGUCUCCCGCCGAAAAGUCCCUGUAUCUCCAUCCCACUCGCGACCGGUACCAGUAUGAUCAUCGACUCGAAGUGCCGCUCACUCGAACGCGACCAGAAGUCAAAGUUUUCUUCCUCCUCCUCCAAUAAUGAUCCCGGUUCUUCAUCUUCGUCCAAAUUCACGUCAUCCUACGAUCCCGCCUCCCGGUGUAAAAGUUUGGAUCGACGAGAGCUUAAAGCCGCCGCGAAGGAGGAGAAGAAACAGCAACAGCAACAACAAAAAUCUGCGAUUGGGUCAAAAGCCGCAUUUUUUGGGGGGUUGCUGCGACGAUCGCCAAGUCCCAGUAGGAAGAAUAAAGAUAAGGAUACCGACAAGGACAAUAACAGCCGCGCUUCACCCGCACCCUCGAAAGGAGGUCGCUUCACGUUCGGCCGAACCACCAACGCCAGUCAUAACAUUACCACGAGUCGCGCCAGUCCAAGUCCUGUCGUCCUUGUGCCGGAUAACACUUCCGAUGCUGAAAUCGACGCCGAGUUUCUGACUCAUCAGGGACGCUCUAGCCAGUCUCAGAGGGCUAGUCGGGUCACGAAAUGGAGUCCGGGGUCGUCCACUUCGGGCGGAGGAAAUUUGCCAUCCCUCCAAGAACAUGGGUCCCCCUGGGUGCAGAGACGCAGUGGGGGCGAUAUUUCGGCGGGGUCUUCUCGAAAGAUGAGUGUAGAAUCCAUCGAGAGUAAUAAUAGUCGACGCGGUGGGAGUAAUAGUGGCGAUGCGAAUGAUCCUACGAAAAAAUGGGGAAAAAUUGUCAAGUCCCCGUUUGGACUGAGGUACACUUUUGGGGCGCCGAGAUCAUAAGUCAAAGAUAAAAUGAUUAUGCAAAUGAGCAAGUAAUUUACAAAUCCUAUAUUUUCUUCAACCCAGAUGUGAAGAAUUUUUGUUAGGAUUUUAAAAAAAAUAUGAGAUCCUAGUCUUUGUCAUCCACCAAACCAACCUACAAAAACCUCUCCUUUUUUAUCACCCUCUUCACCUUGAGGAUGAAUAUGAAACGCAUUUUGAGAAACUUAUUCUUUUUUUUAUUAAUUACUACCCAGAGAACUACGAUUUAAAUAUGACCACCACCGAAUUUUUUAUCGACUGAUAUCCUCAUUUUUUUCUCUAAGGAUGGAACUGUAUUAUUUUUCGGAAAAAAAGAUUUCUAAACAGUCCUGAUUUUAUUAUGGGUGGGGAAGAAUUUUAAAGAAUUAUGCUGCUGCUUGAGUUUAGUGGCAACUUUUAUUUAUUUUAUACGUAGUAGAAGUACAGUAGAAGAGAUGGAAGGAACAGGAAUUUUACGAGGGAGGAAACAGAAAAUAUUAACUUUUGCUUUAAACAAACAAAUAAACAAACACAAAUAUAGAUUUUAUAUAAAUAAUCUCAUAAAAAUCGUAGAUAAUUAGGUAGAUUUACAUAAAUAGCUUUGAUAUUCGACAGGUUAUCAUAAAGAACGACUUACUCAUGUUGUAAAAAACAUUAACAAAUUAAUUAAUUGUCAUAUAUAUAUUUGUGUAAAAACAUUUACACUUAUUAAUUAAUCCAGUAAUUAAUUAAACUACAUACACCCAGAACUGUUCACUUAUUAAUAUUUCAGGAAGGGGAUUGUAAAUAUAUUAAAAUAUGUGUAAAAAUGAUAAUUUAGAUAACCCUAAACAGACUCAGAGAUGAGAUCCCGAUGAUAAUGGUGAGAUGAGAUUUGGGAUGAUAAAUAUUUAACCAGCCAGAGUUUAUUAUUAGUUUACGAAUUUAAUUACUUAUUAUUAUGCAGCCAGAAAAAAUGUAAGUUUUUAGCCAAGAAAUUUAAUACUGUGCCGUACUAGUGAUUACAUAUUUAUGUAGAAGAAAAAGAGAAAUUGAGAUUUUAAAAUACUUCUUAAUGAACGAAAAUUUUUAAAGAUAGACAAACUAUUGUUAUUUUAAUUUUAAUUAAGUACAUACACUACGUCAUUUUAAUGUUGACAACUUUACUGUUAUAUGAUUUACGAGGAUAUAUUUACAGAGAUAAAAAUAAAAACAUUCGUAAAAGAAA
Folsomia candida is the source of this 6005-nucleotide messenger RNA. RefSeq lists its product as uncharacterized. The transcript has 12 exons. Bases 692 to 4798 code for a protein of 1368 amino acids. Gene Ontology annotation, cellular component: bicellular tight junction; plasma membrane; cytoplasmic vesicle. The record is from RefSeq and is a predicted model, not a curated record. NCBI's taxonomy places the organism in Eukaryota, Metazoa, Arthropoda, Collembola, Entomobryomorpha, Isotomidae. Gene Ontology annotation, biological process: regulation of cell migration; actin cytoskeleton organization.